Paramacrobiotus metropolitanus is the source of this 1724-nucleotide messenger RNA. RefSeq names its product pentatricopeptide repeat-containing protein 2, mitochondrial-like. The record is from RefSeq and is a predicted model, not a curated record. Gene Ontology annotation, cellular component: mitochondrion. Gene Ontology annotation, biological process: mitochondrion organization; multicellular organism development; regulation of mRNA processing. Gene Ontology annotation, molecular function: RNA binding. The coding region runs from base 104 to 1420 and encodes 438 amino acids. Lineage: Eukaryota; Metazoa; Tardigrada; Eutardigrada; Parachela; Macrobiotidae. The transcript is spliced from 9 exons.
CAAAUUCUUCAACCCCAGCAGGUUUUCAAGAACAUUCUGGAAUACAUCGAGCCGCUGCAUUUUUACCGCAUAGUUUUCCUGUUCUGCUCCAGUCAACCGGACGAUGAACGCGCGGUGGAUCGGAGCGACUUGGCGAUCACUGUCCCAUGGUUGUUGCGGGAACUCAACCGCAAACAGCAUCCUGACGACGGCGCCGCGGAAUUUCUCCGUGUCAGCGUGCCAGCUGCUCUUCAGCCAGAAAGCCAUGGGUCUGACGGAGUACGUGGAUGUGCGCGAGAAGACCACGGAGCAAAUGGGCACCAUGAAAGAGCGUUUCAAGCAGAAACUGGACGGAUAUCUGAGCGGCAACUCGGCACCACUCAUCUUAACCGAGGAUCUGAGGAAGAUGUGCUAUGUGGCGGAGGACGAGAAGGAUUUGCAAACGCUAAAGAAAAUGCUGAAAAAAUAUUCGAAGCAGCACACGGAUAAGCGCUUCGCCGCCUUCGCUUUCGGACCGGUUAUCAUGCGCCUCUACCACCAUCUCAAUAAACCCGAUGAAGCCCUGGCCGCCAUUCAAGAUCCCGAAUUGAGGCCGGUGUAUGACCAGCUGACGUCCUACACGGUAGCCAUGGAUCUCCUGUACGAAAACCAGCGCUACGCCGACGUCCUGACGCUGUACAAGAUCAUGCUGGAGCGGCCCUUCAUCGGCAAUUCCCGGACUAUGUUCCGCAUCAACCUGACGCUGGCCUGUGCCGCCGGCUAUCAACUGGGUACACCGGCAGCUCACAAAACCGUCAUGGACUUGGUCAAACGCGCCAUCGACCGGCAAGCACUGCUUAUGCGACGCGCGGUGGCGUUUGCGGCGGCGUUAGCUCUGAAAAAUAACGAUGCGGCGGGUGCGUUGGAGGUGCUGAAUUUUGAUCCAUCCCAGCACAACCACAAAUCCUUGCGCAAUUUAUUAGUCCUGUCGCUGACCAAACUGGAUCGGUUGGAAGACGUCCUCCCGAUUUUCAGCGGGGUUACGGUGCGGGACAGUGCGUCCAAACCGACAUGGUUCGGCCUUUUCAGUGAUGUGAUUGCGGAAGUGAAGAAAGCCGUGGAAACCAAAGACAACCCGGAACUGCGGCGAAAAUUCGACGCGGCGUUUAAAAAUCUGGAAGAGAACGAUGCCAUUGAUAGUCAGACGUUAGAGACGUACCUCGUCCUGCCUAUUCAGUUCCAAAGUAGUGAAAAUUCGGAACGGCAAGGACAGGACUUCGGCGAUCGCCGGCUAAGCACGCCACGUUCCGAUGCGGCGUUACGGCAGCCGCGCUACCGCAAUGACGACCGCCCGCAGAUGGCCGACAGACGUUCUGCCGACCGCCCUGCGGGAGGUGGGGACUGGGCUGCGCGCAAAGCUGCGGAGCGCGGCCAGCGGGAGCGAUGGGGAUGGAAAGGAUAAUUUUAGAAAAUCUUUCUGAAGGGUUCUUCUUGUUGUUGUUGAAUUUUUGGGUCGAGGGAAAUUUUUUUUUGCGCAAUUGGGUGUGGAGAUCGGCGGAGGGUGUGGUGCGAAGCGGUUGUGAGCUGCUGUGAAAUCCGUCAACAGAAUGAAAAAUAUAUGAACGCGUUAGAAAUUCAUGGUGGUGAAAUGCCCAGUCUGUGGUUCCAAUUCCAGCGUCGAUGGAAUCGCCACUGACUUGUGCAGGCUGUUUGCAGUUUAUGGGUGAAAUUCAAAUAGUUUUGGCCAACUUUUGGGUCGUUUUUAU